Molecule: messenger RNA, 549 nt
Organism: Aedes albopictus (Asian tiger mosquito)
Lineage: Eukaryota; Metazoa; Arthropoda; Insecta; Diptera; Culicidae
Product: flexible cuticle protein 12-like
Exons: 1
Coding region: 80-391 (103 amino acids)
Cellular component (GO): chitin-based extracellular matrix
Molecular function (GO): structural constituent of chitin-based larval cuticle
Source: RefSeq, a predicted model, not a curated record
AAGGGGUUUGGGAAGUCAUCAGUCACAUCACCAAUUUUCUCCAAGUAACUUCACACAAGUGAUCCAAACACCCAGCACCAUGAAAUUCAUCGUUGCCUUCGCUGCUCUGAUUGCUCUGGCUCUGGCCGCCCCAGUUGACGAGAAGGACGCCCAGGUCCUGAAGUACGACAGCGAUGUUGCCGCCGAUGGAUACAGCUUCCAGUACGAUACCAGCAACGGAAUCCAGCACCAGGAGAAGGCUGAGCUGAAGAACUUCGGAGAUGAUGUUGUGGCUCUGGUUGUCCGUGGAAGCUACUCGUACACCGCCGCCGACGGACAGGUCUACACCGUGAACUACGUCGCCGAUGAGAACGGAUUCCAGCCAGAAGCCGCCCAUCUGCCCAAAGCCUAAGUCCAAGGUGGAUUCGAUCAUUCCUUCGUCGCACACCCAUAUCUCUGUAUUCAUUGUGUAAAUUAGUGUAGAUAGUACAACCGAUCCUCACGUUAAAAUGUACAAAUUGUUUCGAAGACCGUUUGAAUAAAUUGUCACCGUACCCACAUUGUCAAAAA